AUUUUCAGGAAUUGUCGGAAAUGGGUUAUGGAAGAACUGAUUGGGGGAACUGGGGGUGAUCCAAAAUUCAAAAUGUUGCCAAAAUUCACCCUUUUCCUAAGACUGCUAUCCCCGACUUCUACUUCCACAUUUCUCAAAGCGCUUCAAGUCAGUCAACAAAGUCCGGACAUUCAUGCCGUUAGCCGCAGCACAAAAAUUCCCACAUUUUGUCUUCCGGAAGGCGAAAUGCCUUUGAUCUAAAGAGUUCUAGCUGCGUCCACAUUUCUCAACCCAUUCAGACCGUUCCAACAUCAAAGCAUUCAACUAAUUAAGAACAUUCAUGCCAUUUUCCACAUACCAAGAAUUCCCAAGUCUCUUGACAUUCCCAUUUUUUGGAAUCCAAAGUCAAAAUUCUCAAGUCAUCCGGGACAUUUAGCAGGGGUGUAACGAUUCAUUCACUGCAUCGAUUCAUCAAUUUAUAUUGCUACGAUUCAGCUACAUCGUGGCGACGCAUUCAUAUCAAUCUAGCAUCGUAACAUAAAAGGUAAUCAAAGGGUUGAAUGGACACUAGCAAGUAUGCUAGUAUUUGGCCCAUAGACUGCAUGAUUGGGCCACAACACUGCAUUCUCGCACGCAAUGUAUUCAUUGUCACGUGUAAUAUAAGCAUGAGUUCUAAUAUCCUCAGGUGAGAACGUGUCAACACCUAAUUGAAGAUACCAUACCACAUGUCCCUCACCUUUGGGUGCAAAAUGCUGGUUCUACAUGCAGUAAAGACUUCAUCGUGGCAACCCUCCAUACCACCCUCUGUUCAUCCCGAUUUUCUAUUGCAUUUGUAACUCAUUUUUUGUACUCAUUGAUCACUUAUUCUUCAGUAUGCCAGCAUUGUGCAUCAUUUAAUCCAGGAAUCUAGGAAACUUCACCUGCACUGUCCAGCAUCCAGUGUUCCGUGUUGACUGCAGCCCGGGGCCUCGGUACCACGUGGAUGCCAAGGUGACCCGCUUAGGAAGAGAUGGCGCCCCUGCGUACUCCAUCUUGGGCAGAGCCAAAGCCCAAAGUAAGCGUGAGACGGUUUGCUUUUGUAGCGCAGAGAGCACGCCUCAUAGCGCCGUCGUUGCUUUGUUUUUCCGCCACAGAGGAACUCUUCCAAACACCCGGCCCGGGCUCAUACAGCCCUGAAAAAGCCCCACCUUGCAACCUCCAGCGUCGCCCCCCGUCCUACACAAUGGGCGUCCGCACGCACUACCGCGCCGUGGACUCGGUGCCCGCUCCGAACAAGUACAGCCUCCCUCCGCUGAUGGGCUCUCACAUCCCAAACAAGGCCGCCGGCGCCAGCUACUCCAUGUCGGCCGCUUUCAGCAAGGGGGGGCCCUCCGUGGACCUCGCCAAGACCCCGGGCCCUUGCCGGUACAACGGCACGGAUCCGAGCGUUUAUCUCCCACGACCGCCCGCUUUUUCCAUGCUGGGCCGACACAGUUUACCCACAGACGCCACCAAGAAACCAGGGCCCGGAGCUUAUCACCCAGAAAGAGUGACGGCGCACAAAGCCCGCGCCCCCGCCUUCUCCAUGGGGGUUAGACACUCGGAGUUUGUCACCCCGCUCAUUGUCACCAUCUCCGACUGAACUCACUGGACAAAACAUUAGGUACACCUAAUGGUGGCUAUCUCACCAUCACAUAUAGUAUAGGGGUGUUAUUCCAUGCCUGGAGGGCUCUAAUAUGUCUUAUUUUCUCUUAUGAUGUCUACUAUAUCGGGUAAAAGGAGUGUUAAAGGUGACUAAAGGGGUGUUAUUUUAUGUCUAGAGGGCUUUAUUCAUGUUAAAAAGUCUAAAAAGUGUAUUUAGAAGGUCAAACAGGUUACUAUGUUUUAUGUCUUAUUUUCUCUGAUUAUGUCUACUAUAUCAGCUAAUAGGAAUGUAAAAGUGAUUAUAUGGGUGUUAUUUUAUGUUUAGAGGGCUCUGAUGUUAAAAAGCGUAUUUAGAAGGCAGUAAACAGGUUUUCUAUGUCUUAUGUCUUAUUUUCUCUUAUGUCUACUAUAUUGGGUAAUAGGAGUGUAAAGGUGACUAUAGGGGUGUUAUUUCAUGUCUAGAGGGCUAUAAUAAUGUUACAAAGUGUAUUUAGAAGGUGGUAAACUGUUUUUAUGUCUUGUUUUCUCUUAUGUCUACUACAUUGGUUAACAGGAAUGCAAAAGUGACUAGAGGGGUGUUAUUUCAUGUCUAGAGGGCUCUAAUGUUAAAAAGCAUAUUUAGAAGAUUGUAAACAAGUUUUCUAUGCCUUAUAUGUUUGAUUUUCUCUGAUUAUGUCCACUAUAUUGGGGACCAGGAAUGUAAAAGGUGACUAUAGGGGGGUUAUUUCAUGUCUAGAAGGCUCUAAUGAUGUUAAAAAGCAUAUUUAGAAGGUUUGUAAAGAGGUGUUCUGUACUGUAACUACCAAAAUGUUCCAUUUCUAAAUAAGCAAUCCUACUUGGCGUAAGUUUGGGUGUGGAAGCAAUGAGCCGCCAUAAAGGAGGGAUUUCUGUCUUUGUUUUGCUCUUUUUGCUCACUUUUUGUGUCCCACGGCAUCCAUAAAAAUGAUCUGCACAUGCGUCACGGCCGACCACAGACGUCUUUCGAUUGUGCAGGUGUACCUAAUGAAGUGCAAUGAAUAUUGUGUAAUAGAUCGCUUACGGCAUCACUCAUCCAUCCUUGCCCGUUGUGUUAUUCUUAUUGUUCAUUCCGUGUUGGAAUGAGUGAACGACUUAUUGAUCCACAGGAGGCAUUGAAAAGUGGUUUUUCCUCACACGUUUGCUCACUUGCCAGGGAAUGACGUGAAGGACAACAUCCAUGC
Molecule: messenger RNA, 2801 nt
Organism: Dunckerocampus dactyliophorus (ringed pipefish)
Lineage: Eukaryota; Metazoa; Chordata; Actinopteri; Syngnathiformes; Syngnathidae
Gene: cimap1d
Product: outer dense fiber of sperm tails 3-like 2b
Exons: 2
Coding region: 989-1600 (203 amino acids)
Cellular component (GO): cytoskeleton
Source: RefSeq, a predicted model, not a curated record